Molecule: messenger RNA, 1920 nt
Organism: Penicillium nucicola
Lineage: Eukaryota; Fungi; Ascomycota; Eurotiomycetes; Eurotiales; Aspergillaceae
Product: putative ab-hydrolase associated lipase
Exons: 1
Coding region: 1-1920 (639 amino acids)
Biological process (GO): lipid metabolic process
Source: RefSeq, a predicted model, not a curated record
AUGUCGGUCACAAUUCCGCUCGAACCCCUCCGCGAAGACACGGCACAUGCAAAGACAGGUGACCAUUCCUCCUGUCACGCCGACGCGAUUAUCCAAGAGCUCGAGUCUCCCUCGCACUAUUCUGAACGAAAAGCAGAUCUUGAUACGGAGACUGAACCCAUAAAUGCCGCAUCGAACAUGAACAGUGCGCGGAGCGACCGGACACCAGGUGCCGAAAAGCAACCUUCAUCCGGCUUGCAAUUCCUGGCCGAAGCUUGCGAGCAUCCGCUUUUUCCACCUUUACCGUCCUAUGGAGUCCCGUCUGGACUGGGAAGAUUACGAGACUAUGUUUUCAUGGUGGCAUCGUUUAUUACCUCCUUCUGCUUCUUGACAGCUAUCUUUGUCGGAGCAUUGUUUCGUACAGGCGCAAUCGCACUAUCAGAAGCUCGCUUACGACUUAGCGGGCAGGAUCCAGACACAACAAGAGCAUUCUAUACCGAAGAGCAAGCACGACGCAACGCACGGAAAGAGGCCGAUCGAAGAUGGCAUUUACACAGACAGAAAAGGGACACGGAUGAGGAACAUGCCCCUGGACAAUCUGUGUCGCUCGAAGGAGGAAAAGAUCUUCUUGUCUGUGAUGUAGCAUACUAUGCGCGUCGUGUAGGUCUUGAUGUGGAGAAAUUCCGCGUCCAGACCGAGGACGGCUUCAUCAUCGAGUUGUGGCACGUGUAUGACCCUCAAGAAUACCAGGCACUAUCGGCAGAGGAGAGGCGUGAGCGUGGGCCAAAUGUCUUUACCAAGCCCAAGAUUUCGACUACUACUCGUCCCCAGACUAACCGGCGGUAUCCUGUUCUUUUGAUUCACGGGUUACUCCAGAGCGCUGGUGCGUUCUGUACGAAUGAUGAAGAUAGUCUGGCAUUUCAUCUUUGCAAAUCUGGGUAUGAUGUUUGGUUAGGCAAUAAUCGCUGUGGCGCGAAUCCAGAGCACACAACACUUUCCACCGCCGAUCCGCGAAUGUGGUCCUGGGAUAUUCGACACCUCGGAACGCUGGAUCUUGCAGCCCUUACUUCUCGUGUUAUAUACGAGACUGGAUUUGAAAAGCUCGGCCUUGUCUGCCACUCCCAGGGGACCACUCAAACAUUCGUCGCUCUGGCCAAGGAACAGCGUCCUGAGCUAGGCGAUCGCAUCUCAGUCUUUUGUGCUCUUGCUCCAGCUGUAUAUGCCGGUCCGCUCGUGCGUGGACCGUACUUUCGAUUCAUGAGUACUCUCUCUCCGGCCAUGUUCCGAUUCUUUUUUGGCAUUCACUCCUUCAUCCCCUUGAUGAUGACCGCACAACGGCUGCUACCUUCUAGAAUAUAUGGCACUAUGGCCUACUGGGUAUUUUCAUUCCUUUUCGACUGGUCAGACACGCGCUGGGAGCGUGAUCUUCGCCACAGAAUGUUUCAUUUCGCCCCGGUAUAUGUCAGCGCCGAGUCAAUGCGUUGGUGGCUUGGAAGUGAAAGCUUCGCCAAGCACAAAUGCAUCCUGUCCACGGACGAGGAACUCCUCCGCGAGACAGAUCUUAAUAACACCAUGUGUAAUGAUCCUGUCUCUGAGCACGGCGAUGAUCCCGGAGAUGCAUGUUUGGGAACUCCAGCGCCUAGCCCUUGGUUUGGACCGCAAACACCUCCAUUUGCAUUCUGGAUCGGUGGUUCAGAUGCCCUUGUUGAUGGUCGCCGGCUUCUAAAUCGAUUCCAGAGCGGCCGUGAGCCUCAUGUCCGUCUCGUGCACUCCAAGGUCAUUGAUGAGUAUGAGCAUCUUGAUGUUCUUUGGGCAAUGGAUGCCGUCGAGCAGAUCGGUAAUGAGGUUCGUCAAGUCAUUUGGACGACGAUGCCUGAGGAUGCUCGACAGGUUUGUCGAGCCCCUCGGGGAGUCAAUCUGAACCUGAUAGACACAGAGUAG